AUGGAAAAAGGAGUACUGCUUGAGAAACUGCCCGGCGUUCAGCCAACCCCUCUACUCAGUGAUGAAGAAAUGGAUUACUAUGUGAACGAGUUUUCAAGGACCGGCUUACAUGGGCCAGUGAGCUGGUAUAGAACCCGUGAGCAAAACUGGAAGGACGAGCUAGAGCUCUUGAACAGGUUUUUGGAUAUACCAGUCCUGUAUAUCUUAGCCACGAAUGAUACUGCACUUCGGCCAGAGCUUUCGCGGAAUAUGGAGCGGAAUAUCAAACAUUUGACUAGGGCUGAAGUUGUUGCUUCACACUGGGCUCUCUGGGAAAGACCUGAAGAAUGCAAUACGCAUAUUAAAAGCUGGAUUGAAGGAGUGGUGUUUGGGAGGAAAGUGAAGCUCUAA
This is a messenger RNA of Trichophyton rubrum CBS 118892, 390 nucleotides long. RefSeq lists its product as uncharacterized. Lineage: Eukaryota; Fungi; Ascomycota; Eurotiomycetes; Onygenales; Arthrodermataceae. Gene Ontology annotation, molecular function: hydrolase activity. The coding region runs from base 1 to 390 and encodes 129 amino acids. The transcript has 3 exons. The record is from RefSeq and is a predicted model, not a curated record.